Moesziomyces aphidis is the source of this 633-nucleotide messenger RNA. NCBI's taxonomy places the organism in Eukaryota, Fungi, Basidiomycota, Ustilaginomycetes, Ustilaginales, Ustilaginaceae. The record is from the annotation of a GenBank genome assembly.
AUGAGAGCCGCUCGACGCGCAGCUCCGCUCUGCUGCGCCGUGGGCACUGCAGGGGAGCUGGGAGGAUUUUCGAAGGCCACGCCGGCGCACUUGCAUCGCCACGAUGUUGCGCGACGCAAGCCAACCAGCAGUCAGUCCCAGGCUUCGGAUUUUGGCCACAGAAAGUGGAAUUUGCAGGCCGAGGCGGGCAGAGUCGAGUCGAGUUGGGCAAAGCAGAGGGGCGGAGGGCGCCAGCCAGCAGGAUGCACGCUCGUCUCGCUGCCCCCCUCCAGGCACGCUGACACGCACGCAUGCCCGCACGCUCGCGCCUUCGCCUUCUCUGAGUUUCGCGGGUCAGGGAGAGCGGUGUGCCAGUUGCGCUUCGUCGCCAUCACCCACGACCAUCAUCUUCAUCGACCCGAUCAUCCCUUGCCGUCGCUGUCGAUUCGUCCUCACCCGUCCUUCGACUCAUCGAUCCACCCUCGUUCCUCGUGGGUAUCAUCACCUCUCGUUCCACCUCGCGGACCGCCUGCGCACGCAUCUACCCAACGACUCUGCAAGCGGCGGCCACGAUCGUCUGGUCCAACUCUUUUGCUGACCUUGCCAACUCAUCUCGAUUUCUUCCAACCUCCGCGCGACCUCGUACUGCAGUAG